Labrus bergylta (ballan wrasse) is the source of this 2768-nucleotide messenger RNA. The record is from RefSeq and is a predicted model, not a curated record. Lineage: Eukaryota; Metazoa; Chordata; Actinopteri; Labriformes; Labridae.
GACGCAGCAGCAGUAAUGGCAGCGUUUUCUGAAAUGGGCGUUAUGCCUGAAAUUGCGCAGGCCGUGGAGGAGAUGGACUGGCUGUUACCAACAGACAUCCAGGCAGAGUCUAUCCCUCUUAUUCUUGGUGGAGGAGAUGUGCUCAUGGCAGCAGAAACUGGCAGUGGCAAAACAGGAGCCUUCAGUAUUCCAGUCAUCCAGAUUGUGUAUGAGACCCUGAAGGACCAGCAGGAGGGCAAGAAGGGAAGAGCCUCCGUCAAGACUGGUGGAGCUAUUUUCAACAACUGGCAGAUGAAUCCUUAUGAUCGCAGCACAGCCUUUGCAAUUGGUCCAGAUGGCCUGUGCUGCCAGAGCAGAGAGUUUAAAGAGUGGCAUGGCUGUCGAUCUACAAAAGGUGUCACCAAAGGAAAGUACUGCUAUGAGGUUACCUGCCAUGACCAGGGACUGUGUCGCAUUGGCUGGUCCACCAGUCAGGCAGCGCUGGACUUGGGAACUGAUAAGUAUGGAUUCGGUUUUGGUGGGACUGGAAAAAAAUCCAACAACAAGCAGUUUGACAGCUAUGGAGAGGAGUUCACUAUGCAUGACACCAUUGGAUGCUACCUGGAUCUAGACAAGGACCAGAUGUCCUUCUCUAAAAAUGGUAAUGACCUGGGUGUGGCGUUUGACAUCCCUCAACAUGUGAAGAAUCAACCUUUCUUUGCUUCCUGUGUGCUUAAGAAUGCAGAGCUGAAGUUUAACUUUGGAGGAGAAGCGUUUAAACAUCCCCCAAAGGCUGGAUUUGUUGCUCUGGAUCAGGCACCCGAGGGACACGCAGUUAAAUCUUCUCAGACAGGCAGCGCCAAAGUGACUCAGGUGAAAGCAGCAUCCAACGCACCCAAAGCUCUGAUCAUCGAGCCAUCCAAAGAACUGGCUGAGCAAACCCUCAACGUUGUCAAGCAGUUCAGGAAAUUUGUUGAUAACCCCAAACUGAGGGACCUACUGGUGAUUGGUGGUGUGGCUGCCAAAGAUCAGUUGGCUGCUCUGGAGCAGGGGAUUGACAUUGUUGUGGGAACACCCGGCAGACUGGACGAUCUCAUCUCCACUGGGAAGCUAAGCCUGUCCCAAAUCCGCUUUCUAGUCCUGGAUGAGUGUGUAAGUACAACACAUGAAGAGCACUAUAAUAAACGAUAAGUGUCUCUGAAGUCACUAACCAAACAACAUCUUCUCUUCCAGGUGAUUGUUUGUUCUGCCACGCUGCAUUCAUUUGAUGUGAAGAAGCUGUCCGAGCGAAUCAUGCACUUUCCCACUUGGGUGGACCUGAAGGGGGAGGACUCUGUCCCUGAAACAGUCCACCAUGUGGUAGUGCCUGUUAAUCCAAAAAGCGACCGCCUCUGGGAGCGUUUGGGCAAGAACCACAUCCGGACUGAUGAAGUCCAUGCCAAAGAUAACACCAGACCUGGAGCCAAUUCUUCUGAGAUGUGGUCAGAAGCCAUCAAGCUGCUGAAGGGCGAGUACAUAGUGAGGGCCAUCAAAGAGCACAAGAUGGACCAGGCCAUCGUCUUCUGUCGCACCAAGAUCGACUGUGACAACAUGGAACAGUACUUCAUUCAGCAAGGAGGAGGUCCAGACAGUAAAGACCACCAGUUGUCCUGUGUUUGUCUCCAUGGUGAUCGCAAGCCAAAUGAGCGGAAGACUAACCUGGAGCGUUUCAAGAGGAAAGAAGUGAGGCUCCUGAUCUGCACAGAUGUAGCUGCCAGAGGAAUUGAUAUCCACGGAGUUCCUUAUGUCAUCAACGUCACACUGCCUGAUGAGAAGCAAAACUACGUCCAUCGCAUCGGAAGAGUUGGCAGAGCAGAGAGAAUGGGACUGGCCAUCUCCCUGGUUGCUAUGGAGAAGGAGAAGGUUUGGUACCAUGUUUGCCCAAACAGAGGCAGGGGCUGCUACAACACCCGACUGAAGGAGGAAGGCGGUUGCACCAUCUGGUACAACGAAAAAGAGCUCUUAUCAGAUAUUGAGGAGCACCUCAAGUGCACCAUCACCCAGUGUGAACCCGACAUCAAAGUACCUGUGGAUGAUUUCGACGGAAAGGUCUCUUAUGGUCAGCGCAAAGCAUUGGGAGGUGGUAACUACAAGGGGCAUGUGGAUGUUCUGGCCCCAACAGUCAAGGAGCUGGCGAGCCUCGAGAGAGAAGCCCAGAGUUCCUUCCUCCACCUGGGUUACAUGCCAAACCAGCUUUUCAGAGCCUUCUAAAAAAAUUUAAAAAACCUAACACCACUGUAGGCUGCUGAGACAGAAUACAAAAAAACUGAAUUUUCAAACCUUCUGCUUAGAUUUAAACAAAGAAAAUAAGUCAAAGAACUUACAUGAGAUGAGGAAUUAAAGAUGGCAAAAUUACAAUAUUUCACUUGGUAUAAAAACUCAGAAGCAGUUGGUAUCCAGAAGACAAUCACACUACCAAUUUCUUUGUUGUCCUGUUAUUUCUUUUCAGAAUUAAAUUUUGGUGCAUAAUUUGUACUUUUGGUGAAGAAAGCUUGUAAGCAGUCAGUAACUUAUCUUGUUAAGACUGUUUCCCUUAUUGUAAGGACUUCCUCUUGAAUUCUUUAACUUCAGAGCAUGAAUUAAUAUUGGCAGGUAAAUCAUUGACAUGUCAUGCGAAGCCUAAUUUGUUUUGUUUUCUUAUUAAUACGAUUGAAAUGAAUAUUUAAGUUAACCUAUGGAGAUAUUGGCUGAAAUGUCGUUGUAUAUAAGUGGGCUGAUGUUUUUUUUCUGAAAUAAAUUUUAGUUCUUCA